This is a messenger RNA of Pyricularia pennisetigena, 1056 nucleotides long. RefSeq lists its product as uncharacterized. The record is from RefSeq and is a predicted model, not a curated record. Gene Ontology annotation, molecular function: protein binding; telomeric repeat DNA binding; telomerase RNA binding. NCBI's taxonomy places the organism in Eukaryota, Fungi, Ascomycota, Sordariomycetes, Magnaporthales, Pyriculariaceae. The transcript is spliced from 2 exons. Gene Ontology annotation, biological process: nuclear-transcribed mRNA catabolic process, nonsense-mediated decay. Bases 1 to 1056 code for a protein of 351 amino acids. Gene Ontology annotation, cellular component: telomerase holoenzyme complex.
AUGGCCAUUGAAGACGACGAUGUUCGUGACCGAGAGGUCUGGACCGCUGUGUCUCGCCACUGGUACUCGCGAGCUAACGACAAGGCACCAACUACGGGGCGCCUGUACCACCAUUUGGCUAUUUUAGCGAGGUCCGACAUUGUAGGGCAGCUCUUUUAUUACGCCAAGAGCCUGUGUAUUCCCAUACCCUUCAAUAGCGCCAGAGACUCGAUCCUUACACUUUCCGAACCUAUUAUGUCCGGCACUGGCAAGCUACACGCCGUGGAUCGUGCGUUGGUUAGAUGUCACGGGACAUUUUUCACCGGCAAAGGUACUGAGGAUCUUGAAGAGGCGCGCAAUGAGUUUCUUUCAAGCCUCGAUCUGGCCAUGGCGAAAAGCGCUCGCCGCUGGCUCGAAUCCGGAUAUCAGAUGGCCGUGACGAAUUUAUGCGCGCUUUUGGAUUACGACAUAUCCACGAAAAUUUUCAUGAAGGCACUUGAUGCUUCGACAAAGGCCCCUUCUAGGCCGAAAAUCGUCGCUGACGAGCAGGCUUCGGCCGAAUUCCAAGCGGCUCCGUCCGAGCCCACCAAGUCUUUGGAUUCUGACGAUGAACCUGUCCCAAAUUCCACUACGGAAGCGGAAGUUGAUAUGGAGAUCCUCCAGUUCGUGGAAAGCACCGACACUAUUGUCCUGUCACCCUUAGGAGAUUUGAAUAUACUCUCCUACCUAAACGUCAGGCUGAUGUUUUUGCAUCAAAUGUCUGUUUUGAAAGGGCCAGGCGGUGCCGUGCCCCCGGCAAUGUCGCACCUGGAGGAUUCUUUCCCUUGGCAUUUGCUCACUUUAUGCUUAAACUCGUUUGCAGUCGGCUUUGAAACCCCCAAGUACGAGAUAAGAGAAUUCCCUCCCACGGCAGAGCGGAGACCGCUGCCCGAGAAUUGGGCAAUGCGUGGGCUUGUGUGGGCGGAAAUGGCCUUCCCGGUCGAUCAUUUUACAGUAAACGAGAAUAUGAAGGAAGACGAGAGGACUUUUGAGACGCAGUUGUACGCGUCGUUUCUGUUGAGAUAUGGUGUCGGGUGA